UGCAACCAAAGUUUAGUUAGCUACUGUAAUACGACAGCUCGAGUCGUAGACAGACAGGCUCCAGCCCGUGGUCGAGACAAAAGCAUCUCGCAGACGUACGCUAGCUAAACGCGCAGUGAACCCUCGUUCAGGCCCUUACCCUUAGUGUUGUGAACCAUGGCCGUCGCAGCUGCACAGAAGAACCGCGAAAUGUUCGCAAUCAAGAAGUCCUACAGCAUUGAGAACGGCUACCCAUCACGCCGUCGCUCGCUUGUGGACGAUGCACGGUUCGAAACACUUGUUGUAAAACAGACUAAGCAAAGCGUUUUGGAAGAGGCUCGCGCCCGCUCUAAUGACUCUGGCUUGGAAUCCGAAUUUAUCCAAGACGUUGCUCAUUUAGGCAACGGCGACAAAACACCAACCGUCGAAGAUGGAACGCAUCAGGACGAAACCAAGAACUGCCAACUUGCAGAUGCAGAUGAUGGUGACGACGGAGGAAAGAAAGACGAAGAUUAUACUUUGACUGAAGAAGAAGUUAUCCUCCAAAAUGCUGCAAGUGAAACUCCUGAUGCAGAGCAUGCUGUACAAAAAGCUGCUUUUUUACUCCGCAUGCGAGAUGGAAUGGGCUCUCUUGCUCGCAUCCUAAAAACCAUCGACAACUACAAAGGCUGUGUAGAACAUUUGGAGACCCGACCCUCCCAAGAAGCCGGCAUCCAGUUUGACGCUCUCGUGAAAGUUCGCAUGUCUCGUAUGAACUUACUCCAACUGAUAAGGGCUCUCCGCCAGUCUGCAUCCUUUGCUGGAGUUAACCUUCUAUCUGAAAACAACCUCACCAACAAAACUCCAUGGUUCCCUCGCCACGCCGUCGACCUCGACAACUGCAACCACCUCAUGACCAAAUACGAGCCAGAACUCGACAUGAACCACCCAGGCUUCGCUGACAAGCAGUACAGAGAGCGCAGAAAGCAGAUCGCUGUGAUAGCCUUUGCUUACAAAUACGGUGAUCCAAUUCCAUCAAUCUCUUACACUGAGUCUGAGAACUCUACAUGGCAGCGAGUUUUCAACACUGUAUUAGAUCUGAUGCCAAAACACGCGUGCAGGGAAUACAAGGCAGCGUUCAACAAGUUGCAAGAGGCUGAUAUCUUUGUUCCACACCGCAUUCCUCAACUAGAGGAUGUUAGUAACUUCCUUCGUAAGCACACUGGAUUUACCCUACGUCCUGCCGCUGGUUUACUGACUGCUAGGGACUUCUUGGCUUCGCUCGCUUUCCGUGUCUUCCAAUCUACCCAAUAUGUGCGUCACGCUAACUCACCCUUCCACACACCUGAACCCGAUUGCAUUCAUGAACUUCUUGGACACAUCCCACUCUUGGCCGACCCCAGUUUCGCUCAAUUCUCACAGGAAAUAGGACUUGCCUCUCUCGGUGCUUCCGACUCUGAAAUCGAAAAGCUUUCCACGGUAUACUGGUUCACGGUUGAAUUUGGACUUUGCAAAGAGAACCAACAACUUAAGGCGUAUGGUGCUGCUCUUCUUUCUUCUAUCGGCGAGCUUUUGCAUGCUUUAAGUGAUAAACCAGAGCUACGAGCAUUCGAGCCUGCAUCCACAUCAAUGCAACCCUACCAAGACCAAGAAUAUCAACCAAUCUACUACGUGGCCGAGAGCUUCGAGGAUGCCAAAGAUAAAUUCAGACGUUGGGUGUCAACCAUGUCGCGACCAUUCGAGGUCCGCUUCAACCCACACACAGAGCGCGUCGAGGUCCUCGACUCAGUGGACAAACUCGAGACCCUCAUCUGGCAACUGAACACGGAGAUGUUACACCUGACCAACGCUGUCAAGAAGCUCAAAAGCACGCAUUUCGAAUAAAGCGACCAACGACCGGACCAGUGAACGUGGCGACGCCGCGAUGUAUAGCUAGUGAUACUGUAGACGUAAGACUGUUGACGUGUGGAGAGUGCCUGCGAGAAUGAUAACCAUUGGAUGGUACUUCGUUGACUUCCUUUUGUACCUUACUAUUUAUUAUGCCGAGCUCAUUGCCCGGGCCUCGGUGACGCCGCUUUCCUCCUGAUUGCCCAUUUACGGAGACUGCGACGCCUAUGCGAGACCUUUACUAUUUUUUUAGUAUUAAUUUAACUUAAUGAAAACACAAACGAAUAAAAAUGGAGCACCAAAAAAGUGUAAAAAUCAAACAAAAAAUAUAUUAUA
Messenger RNA from Pieris brassicae (large cabbage white), 2181 nucleotides. It is a transcript of the gene ple, whose product is annotated as tyrosine 3-monooxygenase. Gene Ontology annotation, molecular function: tyrosine 3-monooxygenase activity; iron ion binding. Gene Ontology annotation, biological process: dopamine biosynthetic process from tyrosine. The transcript has 8 exons. The record is from RefSeq and is a predicted model, not a curated record. Bases 157 to 1842 code for a protein of 561 amino acids. NCBI's taxonomy places the organism in Eukaryota, Metazoa, Arthropoda, Insecta, Lepidoptera, Pieridae. Gene Ontology annotation, cellular component: cytoplasm; perikaryon; axon.